Messenger RNA from Lithohypha guttulata, 1605 nucleotides. It is a transcript of the gene NMT1, whose product is annotated as glycylpeptide N-tetradecanoyltransferase. Gene Ontology annotation, biological process: N-terminal peptidyl-glycine N-myristoylation. NCBI's taxonomy places the organism in Eukaryota, Fungi, Ascomycota, Eurotiomycetes, Chaetothyriales, Trichomeriaceae. Bases 1 to 1605 code for a protein of 534 amino acids. Gene Ontology annotation, molecular function: glycylpeptide N-tetradecanoyltransferase activity. The record is from RefSeq and is a predicted model, not a curated record. The transcript has a single exon. Gene Ontology annotation, cellular component: cytoplasm.
AUGGCUGAGUCACAGCAGACUGCAGGCUCUGCGCUGCAGACCGUGGUUGAUUCAGACUCAGAAGCAGAAGAUACCAUCAACACACCUGAGGACUCACCCGAAGCCAGCACAGACGCGCCAGCCAAGAAGAAAAAGAAGAAGUCGAAGAAGUCGAAAGUCGCUGCAGCGCUAGGUAUGGACAAAGGCAAAAUAACAGAGGAGAAGGUCGACACAAUACUAGACAACAAUCCUGCGCUCAAGAGCGAGGUGGCAGGCAUGACGCCUGAGCAGAAACAGCAGAUAGUCAAGAAUGCUAACUUGGAAGAGCUACUGACUGGAAUGUCGUUAAGUGCCAACCAGAAGGACAUGGCGUCCCACAAGUUCUGGAGCACUCAACCAGUACCGCGACUGGGAGAAGCCAAGGCAGAUCGUGAGAAGCAAGCUGAUGGUCCAAUAAAAGACGUGACACCAGAACAAGUACCGAAAACGGCUGCACCUUUACCCGAAGGAUACGAAUGGGUUGAGCUGGACCUGCUGAACGACAAGGAGCUUCAAGAGACGUUUGAACUACUGAACAACCACUACGUUGAAGAUGACAAGGCCAUGUUUCGUUUCAGUUACUCAAAGACCUUCCUCGAUUGGGCUCUAAAAGCACCAGGCUGGAGGAAAGUUUGGCACGUGGGCGUGAGAGCCCAAGGGAAGAGCCGCUUACUUGUAGCUAGCAUAUUUGGCAUUCCGACCAAAUUGCGUGUUCGGGACAAACUGGUAGACGUCGUCGAGAUCAAUUAUCUUUGCAUACACAAGAAGCUGCGGUCGAAGAGGUUAGCUCCGGUACUAAUCAAGGAGAUCACUCGAAGAUGUAAUCUGGAGGGCAUCUACCAGGCCAUUUACACAGGAGGCACUGUCUUACCUACACCUGUGAGCACAUGUCGGUACUUCCACAGACCACUACAAUGGCUUAAAUUGUACGAAGUUGGCUUCUCACCACUACCACCGAAAAUGACACCUGCCCGAAUGGUACAAAGAAACAAAGUGCCAGAGAAGGUAUCGACAGCUGGCUGGCGCGAGAUGCAGGAGAAAGAUGUCGACGGCGUCAUGCAAUUACUGUCGAAAUAUCUCAAGAGAUUCCAGCUGGUUCAAGACUUCACGAGAGAAGAAGUUGAACACUGGUUUCUGAACCGCCAACAGGAUCCCGAAGAACGAGUAAUAUGGACGUUUGUGGUUGAGAGCAAGGAUAACGGCAGCAUAACCGACUUUGCGAGCUUCUACAACUUGGAAAGCACAAUCAUUGGAGGCGUCAAACAUAACAAGAUUAAAGCAGCCUAUUCGUACUACUACGCGACUAGUACUGGGCUCGAUUCAGGAGAAGCAGGUCUCAAAGAGCGAGUUACGAGUCUGAUGAGUGACUGUUUGGUGGAAGCAAAGAAGGCUGGUUUUGAUGUCUUCAAUGCGCUGACAUUGCUUGAUAACCCUCUGUGCCUUGAGGAUCUCAAAUUUGGUGCAGGCGAUGGUUUUCUGCACUACUAUCUGUACAACUGGCGAACAGCACAGAUAGCAGGUGGUAUCGAUCAAAAGAUGCUAGCAAGUGCCGAUUUCAGAGGAGGAACAGGCAUGGUUAUGCUUUAG